AUGAGCCUAGAAACCGUACGGCCUUCCUUGGAGCUUCUUGAAGAUGUGAAGCAGCAUUUGAGGCAACCCGUUUGGAUCAAUGCAGACAUCCUACCGGGACCUAAUGGAAAUAAUGCUGUAGUGGAUGCGAAAGGGUUCCUCGACACUGUCACUUCAUUUUUCCCAAAUGUAACCUUAUCGCUGGGAUGGACAACUGGCUGGCACCCUGACAAACACAAUAAAGGCUAUGAUUGGAUGAUGGUGAAAGAAAUGGCCCAGAUAUGCAAUACACUUUCCCAGCCUGUAACUUUCCCAGUAAGAGCAGCACUAGUACGACAGUCAAUAUCUGAGCUGUGUUGGUUAAUGCAACAGUCGGAUAGAUACAGCCUCACUAUUUGGACAGGAAAGGAGGAUGUGUAUUCUGUAGAAGAUUUGCUUUACAUCCGAGAAAACUUUGAUAAAAGUAGGGUUUAUUAUGACAUCUUAGAGCCACAAAAUUCUGAAUUCAAAAAAGCCAUAGGAGUAGAAUGGUAA
This is a messenger RNA of Balearica regulorum gibbericeps (East African grey crowned-crane), 513 nucleotides long. The record is from RefSeq and is a predicted model, not a curated record. Lineage: Eukaryota; Metazoa; Chordata; Aves; Gruiformes; Gruidae.